Molecule: messenger RNA, 3135 nt
Organism: Rhodofomes roseus
Lineage: Eukaryota; Fungi; Basidiomycota; Agaricomycetes; Polyporales; Fomitopsidaceae
Product: hydantoinase/oxoprolinase
Exons: 21
Coding region: 120-3101 (993 amino acids)
Biological process (GO): glutathione metabolic process
Cellular component (GO): cytosol
Molecular function (GO): 5-oxoprolinase (ATP-hydrolyzing) activity
Source: RefSeq, a predicted model, not a curated record
AGCACCGAUAAGACGGGUGCAAAGGAGGGAGGGAGGGAUUUAAAGCUCUCAUCGCGAGAGAGCAGCUUCAUCAGCUGCGCAUCCACGCACACUCCCAAUAGCCGAACAUUUAACAAGACAUGCUGCGCAUUGGCGUCGACGUUGGAGGGACGAACACCGACGGUGUUCUCAUUGACGUAACUCGUCUUCACGAGCCCACGCGCGGGGUGCUUGCGCACUUCAAGGCGCCCACCUCUCCAAACGUCUCAGAUGGCAUCGAAAACGCCGUGCGCCAGGUCCUCACGAUCGCCUCCGUCGCUCCUGAGAAGGUCUCCUGCGUCAGCAUCGGAACCACGGCGUUCAUCAACGCGGUACUUGAAGCGGAUGGCCGGCGACUUGCGAAGGUUGCCGUCGUCCGGAUUUCCGGUCCCUACACUAGGCAGUGCCCUCCGUUUAUCGACUUUCCACCGCGCUUGCGUGCUUUGACAGAAGGCCAUGUCGGGUACGUUGACGGAGGACUAGAAAUCGAUGGGCGCGAAAUCAGACCACUCAAGGAGGAGCAGUUGAUCGAGCAAUGCAGGUUGAUACGGGAAAAGGGUCUGAAGAACGUGGUGCUUUGUGGAGUGUACACGGCAUUGGAUAGUGAAGGCAAGCACGAAGUCCAGGCAGCGAAGAUCAUGCAGCGCGAAUUAGGCCCAAGUGCCAACAUCGUCUGCUCACGCGAUGUUGGCCAAGUCGGCUUCCUCGAGCGAGAGAACGCCACCAUCCUCAACGCCUCUAUACUCACCUUCGCUCAACGCACCAUCCGCGGCUUCCAAGCAGCCAUGAAUGCGCUUAACCUCUCCUGCCCGCUCUUCCUGACGCAGAACGACGGCACGCUUACUAACGCCGCCUCCGCCGCGCGCCUCCCCAUUCGCACCUUCGCCUCCGGGCCGACAAACUCUAUGCGUGGCGCGGCGUUCCUCGCGGGGCUGGACGAGCACAGGGCUGGCGCCCAGCGUAAGUCGACGAUCGUCGCGGACAUCGGCGGGACGACGACGGACGUAGGCAUCCUUUUGCCGUCGGGCUUCCCGCGUCAGGCGGCGUCGUUCAUCGAGGUCGGAGGUGUGCGCACGAACUUCGCGAUGGCGGACGUGCAGUCCAUCGCCCUCGGUGGAGGCUCGCUCGUGAAGGCACACGAGACAUCGCAAGGACUCCAUGUCUCUGUCGGCCCGGAGUCCGUUGGACACUACCUCACGCGGGAUGCGAAGGUGUUCGGUGGUGACAUUUUGACUACCACGGACGUCGUCGUCGCUAGCGGUCGUGCAGAGGUGGGAACGAAAGAGGCAGUCUCGGGUCUCAGCACCGAUAUCGUUGAUAAGGCCAUGGCGAAUAUGAAGAAAAUGCUAGAGGGCAUCAUUGAUAAGAUGAAGACGUCGCCGGAAGAUGUCACUGUCCUCCUUGUGGGCGGUGGAAGCAUCGUCUCUCCGGAUCAUCUCGAGGGGGUGGGUGAGAUCCUGCGCCCACCUCACUACAGCGUCGCGAAUGCCGUUGGCGCGGCCAUGGCGAAGGUCGCUGGCGAGAUCGAUACGAUUGAGCUACUGCAGGGUCGGAGCAUUCACGACGUCAUUGACAACAUCAAGGCCCAGGCCAUCGACAAGGCGAUCAGAGCAGGGGCAGAUCCAGCCACUGUCAAGAUCGUCGAGGUCUCCAACCUUCCUGUCCAAUAUGUGACCAACCAAGCGACCCGCAUCAUCGUCAAGGCUGCUGGUGAUCUGGCUCCUGAGGCAGUGGCGUCAGUUGGUGCAAUUGACAACGCUCUAGAGGCUUCGAACGAGGAUGAGUAUAAGGAGGAUGACAAGGCGGCCUCAGCAGAUGUCGAUGAGGAAGAGAGCAUUGACAUCGAAAAGUACAAGCCGACCAUCAGACCCGACAGAUCGUGGGUUUUGUCUGAGCUCGACCUCGAGUGGAUCGCGGAAGGAUGUGGCGUCAUGGGUACUGGCGGCGGAGGCUCGACUUAUCCGCCGUUCCUGAUGGCCCGCCAGAAGAUGCGCGAAGGAAAGGAAAUCCUCGUCGUGGAUCCCGAUGACGUACCAGAAGAUGCGUAUUUCUUGCGCUGCAUGUUCAUGGGUUCACCCAGUGUAUCGUCCGAGCGGCUACAGGGCGGGACCGAGCUCCCGGCAGCCGUGCGCGCCUUGACAACGUAUAUGGGUCUCAAGUUGGACGACGACGUCUACGGCGUAAUAUCUGACGAAAUUGGGGGCGGCAAUGGGCUCGAACCUAUAAUAGUCGCUGCAACUAUGGGGAAGACCGUGUUGGACGCCGAUCUCAUGGGUCGGGCAUACCCCAAUCUCUACCAAACUCUUCCCGGUGCGUACAACGUCUCAGGCGGGUUGUGGCCUUGUGCCAUCUCAGACGCUAUCGGCAAUACCGUUGUACUGCCAAGUGCUAGCAGCCGAACGUCAGUCGAGACUAUCCUGCGCACCAUCACCACCGAACUGGGGUCUUCAAGUGGGCUGACUAUGCCUCCCCUCAAGCGAGUCACCUGUCAGAACUUCGGUGUCACCCACAGCGUCUCCCAAGCUUGGCGCCUAGGGCGUGCUGUCGCACUCUGUAGGAAGAAGAAUGACCUCAAGGGCAUCCCGUCAAAGAUCCUAGAGAUACAGAACGGCGCGUGUGUAUUCAUCGGAAAGAUUGUCGAUGUAUCGAGGGAGGUCCGCAAAGGGUUCACAUGGGGCUCAAUCAAAAUAGCACCGCUCAUGGAGGACGAGGAGGAAGAGGGAAUCGCGAGUGCGAGCAGUGCCCCAGUUCCGUAUGGACCAGACGACCGCCUCGUCAUACCAUUCCAAAAUGAGAACCUGUAUGCGUGUCUCGAGAAAGCGGACGGGAGCAGCAAGAUUCUUGUGACCGUGCCCGACUUGAUAACCGUGCUUGACUCACAAAACGGCGCGGCGCUAGGAACGCCUGACUAUCGAUAUGGUCUGCGCGUCACUGUCAUCGCUAUGGCCGCGGACCCCAAAUGGACGACCACGAGUGAAGGAUUGACUACCGGUGGUCCAUCUGCGUUUGGCCUGAACCAAGUGGAGUUCACGCCUAUUGCGAAGUACAAACCGCCUCACAGCGUCAUCGCUGAGUUUGCCUGAGAUUGAACGGCGAUGUAUGUUUCAAACACAAUCU